Molecule: messenger RNA, 3491 nt
Organism: Lates calcarifer (barramundi perch)
Lineage: Eukaryota; Metazoa; Chordata; Actinopteri; Centropomidae
Gene: mboat4
Product: membrane bound O-acyltransferase domain containing 4
Exons: 3
Coding region: 1292-2566 (424 amino acids)
Biological process (GO): lipid modification; peptidyl-serine octanoylation
Cellular component (GO): endoplasmic reticulum membrane
Molecular function (GO): serine O-acyltransferase activity
Source: RefSeq, a predicted model, not a curated record
UACAGAUAGAAAUCCUGUUUAACCAGAAGCAUCUGUUUUCUCGAUACCUUGAACUCCAAUUCCAAAAAAGCAGAAUGUGGGAGCUGCCAGUCUCCUGUUACCUCAAAUGUUUGGCUUUUCCUUUGUUGCCACCCAGUUCAUGAAAAUUUGUUCUCAUGGCAUUAUUAGUGGUUGCCAAUUAUAGCGUUGUAUCUGCUUUCAAACUUUACAAGUGAGUAAAGUUCUAUGCCUUUUUGGUGCCACUUGGCACUGACAUGUCAGACCAGUUUACCUUAACAUUUAAUUUGUAGCUUUUGAGUGUAGCUGAAAACAUCCUUUAUAUAAUUCAAUUGGGUAUAAAAUCACCACUGUAUUGUUGUAUUGAUUGUUUUCUUACUGGAUUGUUAACAUUACCUAGCUUAGUAGAGAGCAAUAGACUUUUUAAAUGUUCUGGUCAGUUCAAAUGAGGUCAGAGAUCUGCAAUGUAAAGCUCAGCAGAGCAGGAGUGACAUGUAGCUACAGAAAGUUUAAUGUUGUAAAACAUUUAAUAAUGAAUAAUCAGUUAGCAAAAUUCUUUUUCAUUUUACCAGUUCUUCACAAACCUGAACAUGGUAGGAUCACUGGAAUAAGGCCAGGAGGCUGUGGCUUAGACAGUGACAUUCUUUUAAUAUUUAUCAUACAUUUGGUUGCCUGCCUGCCAGUAUAAAGCAGGCAGUGACAAGCCAGUUUCUGCUUAGAUGCAACUAUAACCUUGGGUGAAAUGUUCUUUUUUGGAUAUCAGGGGAGAAACUAAGUCACACUUGUAUCACUUCUACAAAAUGUCACAGAUGAGGGUGCUGGUGCCUGACCUCAACAUUAUCUUUAACCUUUCUGUCUCCUGCUUUGUUUACAUUGCUUACAAGUGAUAGUCCUGGAUUGAAUAUAUCAUCAAAGUAAAAGUACAUAAUGCAGAAAACUGGCCUUGUGUUACACAUUUUGUUUUAUUUCAAUGCAUUAUUAUUAUUAUUAGUUCAAUGUUAGAUUAAAAAAAAAAAACAGACUUGUUUUGGUUGCUGUAGUUGCUGAAAUAUGGAUUGACAAAAAACAUUUCAGUACUGAUAAUGUUAAACAAAGGGAACAACCAUUAUCAGCUCUGUGUGACAAUGGUAAACAAAAGGAUUCCUUUAAUGCAAGCCACAGGUGGAAUGGCAAAGACAGUUGUCUGGGCAAAUCCAGUAUUUCACCUCUUUAAUAGGACAAUCAGCACCAAACAUCAGCAUCUUUGUCAGCAUCUUUGUUCUUUUGUCUGUGAUAUUCAGCCUGGAAUUCAGAUAUGGGUUUGGUCAACUGGAUGGUGGAGCAACAUCAGUUUUUAAUGCAGCAGUGUUUUUCACUUCCAUUUGCACUUUUGUUUUAUUUUUUUGCAAACCGUGGAUAUCUGUCCUUGACAUACAGGUACCUGUUUGUUUCUGUUGGAGGAUGUCUCCUGGCAAUUGUCACGAUGGGCAUCUAUAGCACGCUUCUGUUCGCCUCCACCUUUGUCUUUAUUCUGCUCGUGGCCUCUGUGGAUCCAGGCUUUAUCCACACCUGGGUGUUUGGUAUCCAGAUGUCGUGGCAAACCUUCUGGCACCUGCUUAUACAAUACAGGGAAUACUGCCUGCAUGAGCCUGUCAGCAUCAGAUUGUUUUCUGCAGUGUCCUCUUUGAUGCUGCUCACUCAGAGAAUCACUUCAUUGUCCAUGGACCUCCAGGAGAAACGAGUCAUGAGGGGUCGUGUGACGCUUCUUCCUCUUAUCAGCUACAUCCUCAGUUUCACCACACUGCUUGGUGGGCCUCUGUGCUCCUACAGCCAAUUUGUGUCCCUUAUGGAAGGAAUAAGCCGAAACCCUCCACCCAGUCCACUGAGUGUGAUAUUCCUGAAGCUGGUACAGGUGUUAUUGCUGGAGUUGGUAAGGUUUUGUCUUGUCUAUUUCAUAAAACAAAUCAUCUAUGAUCCCUCCUCCUCCACUGUUCUUUGUGGUGUGCUGUGGGUUUGGGGUCUUGCACUGGUUUUGAGGAUCCAGUAUUACUCUCACUGGAGGAUCAGUGAAUGCCUCAAUAAUGCAGCUGGGUUUGGAUUUUGCGAAAAUUCCUCAGGAAACUCACAAGACUGGAGCGGACUAUCUGAUGGAGAUGUCUGGACCACUGAGGCGUCGAGCUGUAUAUCAGAGUUUGCCCGUCGAUGGAACGCCACAACAGCUUCAUGGCUGCGCAGACUGGUGUAUGUGAGGUGCAAACAGUUCCCAUUGUUCAUGACUUUUGGUUUUUCACUGUGGUGGCAUGGUUUGCACUUGGGUCAGUUUGUGGGGUUUUUGACUUGGGCAGCGACAGUGAAAGCAGACUACUAUAUACAUAGGUACUUUCAGGCAAAGAUUUCUUCAACAUGGGUGAAGCUACUAUACUCUUGUUUCAGCUGGAUAAACACUCAAAUGACCGUUACUUGUGUUGUUAUAGCUGUAGAAUUAAGAAAUAUGUCCGGCUUGAGACUUUGGUCUGUUACAUAUGUGGGUCUGUUUCCACUUUGUAAUGUAAUUCUACUUGUUAUCUUAAAACUCAACACAGUAAGGUAGACUAAGGUAGUCAUGCCAACAAACUCCCAUACCUACAUGUAACUGUCUUUUUCUGUCUUUGAAAUAUAUAAUUGGUCAUUAUGUUACUCUCUAGCAUGCGGAAUGCUCGGUUGCAUUUAUUUUCUUUGUUUGUCGAGUCAAUAGUUUUGUUGAAUUGGGAAAAAUAAAAUAUUGCCCCUUUGAGAGUUCACCCCUUUGAAAUUAGAUUGCAUAUACGAACGAGCUUAUAAAGCAGCAGAAACUAAAGAUAUGUAUGCAGUUAUGAUUACAAUUACAAUAACAAUUAUAUUACCUUAAUUAUAUUUCUUUAGAUAUCUUCAGAUAAGAAGCGUCCUAUUUGAAACACAGAAACUGGAACACCCUCAGGAGAUCAGAUUUCCCCAUCAAACAAUAUUUGGUAAGAAUUCUUCUUUAGAAUUUUAGAGAAUAAACCACAGGUAAAAAGGUGAAUGCUGGAUAAACCCUGCACAUGUAAAUUUUGGCAUGGAAAAUUUGAAUUACUCUGAAGUUAAGUUCUGAAGUUCUCUAGAGAGCAAGUGAAUAAAGUGUUCAAAAUAGCUGCAUUAUUCACUGCACAGCAAUGGAUGUUAUUCAAAUGAUUCCUUGUCUGUAUUAACUUCAAAGAUUAUUGCUAUGCUUCAGCCACUGCUACUAAAAAGCAACAAUAUUUAAAAUCUUGGGUUCUCUGUUUGCAUGAAUCAACGUAAAGUGACAUUUUUGAUAUUUUGAUAUUGAUAUUUGAUUGAUUUUAUCCUCAUUGAUUCUUAAGCUUGCACUUAAAGCAGGCUGUAUGGGUGAAUGUGACUGUUCUCACCAACCAGUCACUCAUGUAGAAAGGGAAAUUAAACAUCCACUUAUUUUUUCAACAGCUGGUGUACCAGUGACUUACAGUCACAUUCAUCAGAGCAAUCAAAUGAAUGAAUAC